Molecule: messenger RNA, 2421 nt
Organism: Eutrema salsugineum
Lineage: Eukaryota; Viridiplantae; Streptophyta; Magnoliopsida; Brassicales; Brassicaceae
Exons: 3
Coding region: 1-2421 (806 amino acids)
Source: RefSeq, a predicted model, not a curated record
AUGUCGAGCUGUUCCGACGAUUCGUUGGAAUCAAUUUUUCACUACGAGCCAAGCCGCGUAGACGCCGAGGCGAGAGGUACGGCAGAAUCCUCCGAGGCGUCUGCUUCGCCGAGCCCCUCCAAUCACUCAUCGGACGAAGCGUCAAACCAUGAAAACCCAUCAGAUGUCGGCUCUCCAGAUGGCGAGCCGUCGGUUUCGACGAGCCGUCCCCAGGAUCCCGUUCCUAACGAGGACAUUAACCGCGCCGCGCUCAAGGCCGAAGAGGAGGCAUUUCCCUUUGAUCUUUUCAAGGCGAAGCUUGAAUUGGAACACCUCAUGGCGUCCCGAGGAACUUCCACAUCAAGGCGAGGGCCGAGAGUUAAGAGACAAAAACCUGACCCGCCUGGAUCUACACUCUGCUCCCUUGAGUCGCUCGAGGCGUUGAGGCAUCGCUUCGGAAUAUCCGAGGCGGUGGAGUUCGUCGUUCCAGAGAAGAGCGACCGAGCCGACAACCCUCCAGAAAAUCAUUUCACUCUGUACGAGGCGUUCUUCGAGCUUUGCUUCCUCUGGUUCCCGAUCCCCGGAGUGAUCCUCGAAUACCUUUGGAAACACGGGAUCUCGAUUGGGCAGAUUAUGCCGAGGGGAUUACGGCAUAUGAUUGGCAUUUUAGUCCGAAGCUUCGAAUGCGGUCUCGACAUCGAGCUGAAUCACCUGCUGAACUUGCUGAAAAUCAGGAAAGCUCCGAAAGGAAAUAGGUUCUAUAUUUCCAACAAGGCGAAGCGACGGAUUAUUGGCGGUUUUUCCAGCAAGGAUCAGUUUUGGACUGAACGCUUCUUCUACGUCUUGGUGAACGAGGCGUCGGUCGGCGAAGAUUACGUUCACCGAACCAAGACAGCUUGGGGACCACUUGUUUGGUGCUAUCUUCCCCCGAUUCCCGACGAUCUCUUUACUGUUCGAGACUCUCUUUCGGCGCGGAAGGUUAAGUGGAGAAAAAACUUCACCCUCGAAAGAAUAGAAAAGGCGCGAGCCAUCCUUGCCGGAGUCCCCGUCAGUUCUUCGUCCUCAAGUUCUUCAAGAGAUACCCGGGAAAAAAUGGUGGUAAUCGCCCUUAGAGAAAGGAAGAGGCACGAGGAAGAGGAAGCCGCUAGACGAGCUGCCGAGGCGGCUUGCGCGCAAGCCGAGGCGGUCUCAGCGCAAACCGAGGCCAUCCUUCAACCCGACCCUCCGAGCCGGGAAGGGGACGUGAUGAUCCGAGCCGCAAAAGGGAACGCUGCCGAGGCGGUUGAAAAAGAGAUAGCGCCCGAGGAAGAACCGGGCGAGAUAAUCUCCGAGGCGUCAGGGGACGGCUCGGCGGCGCGGAGCAAAACACCUUCGCACUCCGCCAUUCUGGCUCUCCCGAAGUCGACGAGGCCGCCAACUUCGGUCAUCCAGAAGCAUGACCCGAGCCGAAAGCAUUCGGCUGCCGACAAAGGGAAAGGCGUCGCCGUUCAAAAGGACGAGCCGGCGAAGAAAAGGCGAAAACCGACGCCAGGGGAUCCUGCUGCGCAUAAGUUGGUCGUUGACGACCCUGACGCCUCGGCUGUCAUGUUCUCGCGCGUUAAUAACGCGAACACGCGCCUUCCCCCAUCAGAGAAGCUGAGGAGGCCGAGGUCAUACGGCGCGAUGGCACAUCGCGGUACUAAGUUUGUCGCGGCCAUUAAUGACCUGAUGGCCGAGUACGAGGCGGACCUUUCUAAAGUUGAGCGUCGCUUGGACGAGGCCCAAAACGAGACCGCAGCGUCAAAGGUGAAGCUGGAAGAGGUGCAAAACGAAGCCGCGGCAGCAAAGGGGAAGCUCACCGAGGCGAUGACCCGAGUGUCGAGGUUGGAAGAAGAGAAGAUAGUUCUCCGAGCAAACGUCAACAAAGUUUCCGCCUCGGUGAUUCGCCUGGAGGAAGCAAGGAGAGCCAAAAGCGUCGAGGUGGCGUUGCUUAAGAGGCGCAUCGAGGCCAAGGACGCGCUGUUCGAAGCCAAGGUCAAACGCGAGCUGACGGCAAAGUUUCAGGAACGCCUUGCUAAGGUGGAGGAGGGUUUGGUCAAGCUCGAGAAGCUCGGCAUGACCAAAAAUGAUGAGAACGAUCUGGGACAGAUCAAGGGCAAUCUCGCGAUGAUUGCCGACCUGAAGAAGCCGGACGCCCCGACGCUUGACGACGAGGAGGCGAAGCUGAAAAGCUGGGAGAGUGAGUAUGCCGACGACGAGGCGUACGAGCGUAUCGCUUCCGAGAUUCGGGGCGAACUGUAUUACUCUCCCGUAUCGCCGGACUCGGUUGACAUAACCCUCGGCAACGAGCCGAUCGAAGAAACAGCGGCCAAUUUAGGCGUUGUGGACCCGAACGGCUCGAACGCGGGUACGCCGAUUCCCUCGAACCUUCUCGCCGAUCGUGAAACGCAGUCCGCGGCAUGA